AUGUGGCGGCUGACCCCGUGGGUGGGCGCGCUGGGCUGGCCCCCCCGUGCCAAACGGGCCCGGGGGGUGGGGAGCCAGCCCCUGGCACGGCGGGCGGGCCGUGGGUCGCGGCCGGGCAGUCUCGGCGGGGCCAUGAACGGGCUGAAGGGUUGGUGCGCGGUGCUGGACGUGCGGCCCCACGGCGAGAGCCCGGAGAGCGUGAAGGUGCUGCGGCUGACGCUGCCCCAUGAGCUGCCGGGCGAGCGGCGCGAGCAGGCCAAGCAGAAGCCGGUGGGAAAAGCCUACGCCAUGGUGGCCAACAAAUCCAGCAACGGGCACGCCCUGGCCUCGGAGUGCGUCAAGUCCAACGAGGGGGACGAGGAGAUCAUCAAGGUUUAUCUCAAAGCCCGAGCCGAGGGUGGCACAAACCACGAGGAGAAGGUGACGCAGGUCAAGAGCCAAGUUCGCUACAUCCAGGAGGUGGUGCUGGAGCAGCAGAACGGGAGCUGGUCCUGCCCCGAGAGGCUCCGGGGGGACUCCUGGCAGGAGCAGGAGGAGGAGGAUUGCUCCAGCCAGGACGUGGAGACGCUCCAGCAGACGGCCAGGAGGCUCCUCAGGAGGCUGCAGGAGGCUGAGAAGCGCCAUCAGUUGGAGAGGAAAGCCUUUGAGAGGACGGUGGCCCAGUACCAGGAGGACGCGGAGAGGACGAGCUCUGCCCUCCGGAGAGCCGAGAGGAACGCGCAGCAGAAGGAGCUGCAGGUGGAUGAGCUGCAGAGAAGCCUGGCCGGGCUGGAAAAGGAGCACCGGGCUCUGGUGGUGGAGAUGAAAGCCGGCGAGGCCGAGCUGGCGCGGCUGCGGAGCGUGGAAGGGGACAAGCUCGCCCAGCAGGACCGGGUGGCCCAGCUGGAGAAGGAGGUGGCCAUGCUGAGGGAGAAGAUCCAUCACCUGGAUGACAUGCUGAAGAGCCAGCAGCGCAAAGUCCGGCAGAUGAUCGAGCAGCUCCAGAACUCCAAGGCGGUGAUUCAGGACAAGGAUUCCACCAUCCAGGAGCUGAAGGAGAGGGUCUCGUACCUGGAGGCUGAGAACCUGGAGAUGCACGACCGCAUCGAGCACCUGAUCGAGAAGCAGGUCAGCCGGGGCGGGCACAGCUCCAGGGCCCGCUCCAAGUCGGAAUACAACCUGGAGAUGCACGACCGCAUCGAGCACCUGAUCGAGAAGCAGGUCAGCCGGGGCGGGCACAGCUCCAGGGCCCGCUCCAAGUCGGAAUACGUGAGCAGCAAGAGGCUGACAGGCCCCAAACCGCUGCCUCUGAUCCGGGUGGUGGAGACCUGA
This is a messenger RNA of Empidonax traillii (willow flycatcher), 1311 nucleotides long. It is a transcript of the gene TUFT1, whose product is annotated as tuftelin 1. The coding region runs from base 1 to 1311 and encodes 436 amino acids. Gene Ontology annotation, biological process: intracellular signal transduction. The record is from RefSeq and is a predicted model, not a curated record. NCBI's taxonomy places the organism in Eukaryota, Metazoa, Chordata, Aves, Passeriformes, Tyrannidae. Gene Ontology annotation, cellular component: I band; intracellular anatomical structure. The transcript is spliced from 14 exons.